UCUCUCCCUCCUCCGGACUCCACCAAACAAUUUCAUUCUCGCUAGUCGCUUCGUAGCAGCAUCCCAUUGCCCGACCCCACCCACCCUUCUGUCUUUCUCUCUUCUCUCUCUCCAACAUCGACCCCUCUCUCACAAACAAAGCCUCAUUUUUUCCUCUAAGCCCUUUUCACGUCUCAAAGAUCCAAAUAAAACCAACCUAUUAUUUUCCCCCAUACUCACAACCAACAAUAAUGGUGGUGAAGAUGAUGAAGUGGCGGCCGUGGCCGCCCCUGCUGUCGAAGAAGUACGAGGUCAGGCUCGUGCUGAGGCGCCUGGAAGGGUAUUAUAAUCAGGUGGGUGAGGGCGCAGAGAAAGUGGCGGUGGAGAUCAGGUGGAAGGGGCCCAAGAUCGCGCUGAUGAGCUCGCUGAGGCGGACGGUGAAGAGGAAUUUCACCGAGGCGGCGUCGGCCGGGGUUGGGGAAAACGGCGUCGUCGAGUGGGGGGACGAGGAGUUUCAGGGCGUCUGUACUUUGUCUGGGUACAGGGACAAUGUUUUCCACCCUUGGGAGAUCACAUUUACUGUCUUCAAUGGCUUGAAUCAAGGACCAAAAAUCAAGGUGCCAAUUGUCGGAAGAGCAUCGUUGAACCUUGCUGAAUUCGCUUCUAGAGUUGAAGAAAAAGAUUUUGAUCUUAAAAUUCCUCUCAUCUCUGGCAGUGCAGCUGAGCCUUCACUUCAUAUAUCUCUAAGUUUAUUGGAGCUGAGGACUGGUCAAGAAUCUGCAGUUAUAGUUCAGAGAUCAGUCUGUCCCCCACCAUCAAAUUCCCCUCUCCAGUCGACUGACCCUCCUCUAUCCACAGAUAAAGACGAGCUUUCUGUACUCAAGGCCGGUCUGAGGAAAGUGAAAAUUUUUACGGAUUAUGUUUCGACUAGAAGGGCAAAAAAGCCUUGCCACGAGGAAGAAGGCAGCGAGGGCAGGAGUGAAGAUGGUGAUUACACCUACCCCUUAGACUCGGACUCGCUCGACGAGUUUCCAGAAGGAGAAUCUGAUGAGGGGAAAACUGAAGAUUCCCGUAUUAGAAAAUCGUUUAGCUACGGCACAUUGGCUUAUGCGAAUUGUAUUGGUGGAUCGAUUUACUCUGAUAUGACGGAGGAUGAAGAUUGGAUUUACAGCAACCGCCGAAAAUCAGACGUGGGUUGCUCACAAAUGGAGGAUUCUGCUACUUCUUCUACCUCUGAGCCUUCUUUGUUCCCAACGUCGAAGCGCAGUAUCAUCUUGCCUUGGAGGAAGAGGAAGCUUAAUUUCAGAUCUCCCAAGGCUAAAGGUGAGCCACUACUAAAGAAGGCUUAUGGAGAAGAAGGCGGGGAUGACAUCGACUUUGACCGUAGGCAGCUAAGUUCUGAUGAAUCUUUUUCUUUUGGGUGGCAAAAGACCGACGAAGACUCAAGUGCAAAUCGUUCGUCGAUCUCCGAGUUCGGGGAUGACAAUUUCGCCAUUGGCAGCUGGGAACACAAAGAAGUCACAAGUCGUGAUGGACACAUGAAGCUUCAAACUCAGGUCUUCUUUGCCUCUAUCGAUCAGCGGAGUGAACGGGCUGCGGGCGAGAGUGCUUGCACCGCCCUGGUUGCUGUCAUUGCAGAUUGGUUCCAAAAUAACAAAGACCUCAUGCCCAUUAAGUCACAAUUGGACAGCUUGAUCCGCGAUGGCUCCUUAGAAUGGAGAAACCUCUGUGAAAAUGAAAUGUACAGAUUACGUUUCCCUGACAAGCACUUUGAUUUGGAAACGGUUCUCCAAGCCAAAAUCCGCCCUCUCUCUGUAGUUCCUUCAAAGUCCUUCAUUGGGUUUUUCCGUCCAGACGGUAUUACGGAUGAGGGUAAAUUCGACUUUUUGCACGGCGCCAUGUCUUUCGACAACAUUUGGGAUGAGAUUACUCAUUUAGGGUCUGAAUGCCUUUUCAUAGUCAGUUGGAACGAUCAUUUCUUCGUGCUUAAGGUCGAACCAGAAGCUUAUUAUAUUGUUGACACGUUGGGAGAAAGGCUAUACGAGGGGUGUAACCAGGCGUAUAUCUUAAAAUUUGAUAAGGAUUCUAUGAUUUACAAACUAAUGGGGUCCACGCAAUCUUCGGAAGAAUUACCUCCUGCCAAUCAGCAGAUAGUUGAUGGUACAGUGGAAACUAAGAACCAAACGGAUCCCCAGAUUAACUCCAAGGAGGGUUUUCCAGUAGAAGGGGCCGAGUCAAUGAAGAGUGAAGAUAGGGAGGAGGUUCUUUUUUGCCGCGGGAAGGAGUCGUGUAAGGAGUACGUAAAGAGCUUUUUGGCUGCAAUCCCAAUAAGGGAAUUGCAAGCGGAUAUCAAGAAAGGUUUGAUCGCUUCGACGCCUCUUCAUCACCGACUGCAGAUCGAGUUUCAUUACACACAAGUACAACCACCACAGCCACUGGAACUUCCACAAACGGAAGCAGCAGCCGCGAUGAUGCUUUUGUUUUCCGAAAACGGAGAGCAUUCCCCACCAAAAGAACCGGUCACUGGUGAUCUGACGAGUAGUUGAAGUUCUGGAAUAACCGAGGUUUGCUGCGUAUGGACUAAGUGUAAAUGUUAGCGUGUGCGUUUAUCUGACGUGUUUUUAGCUGUUUUACUACUUUUUUAGCGCGAGGUUGCUGGGCUAAAAGUAUGAGUCCAUUUCAGCCUCUUUGGAAUGGUUUUAGACUUUUAGGAUAGAAGGGUUGUGUUUCUCACUUAUGUUUCUGUGUUUGUGUGGCAUUGCCCUUUUAUUUUUGUCCAUCUUUGUUGAAAAGGGGAUAAUAGACUGUACUCUUCUUGAAGUGAAACUCCUUUUAACUUUCCA
Molecule: messenger RNA, 2822 nt
Organism: Rhododendron vialii
Lineage: Eukaryota; Viridiplantae; Streptophyta; Magnoliopsida; Ericales; Ericaceae
Exons: 4
Coding region: 231-2525 (764 amino acids)
Source: RefSeq, a predicted model, not a curated record